ACGAUGCGUUUAUAUGCAGCCCCCUGCGAGACGGCACAAUAUAAGUCCAUUCAGACCUACGGUAGCAAACAUGGCAGAAGUAGCUCCAGCUCCAACCACUCCGGCGAAAGCGGCCAAGAAGAAGGCAGCCAAAUCUACAAAGAGGCCCGGACCUAGCGUCAGUGAACUCAUCGUCAAGGCAGUAGCCGCGUCCAAAGAGCGCAAUGGUGUCUCCUUGGCUUUCCUCAAGAAGUCGCUAGCCGCCUCCGGUUACGACGUGGACAAGAACAAGUCUCGCGUCAAGACCGCCGUCGUAUCCCUUGUGAACAAGGGGGCCAUUGUUCAAACUAAAGGCACCGGUGCCUCCGGCUCCUUCAAACUGAACAAAAAGGCCGAGGGUAAAGCUAAGGCUCCAGCCAAGGCAGCCAAGAAGACUCCAACAAAAGCUAAGAAGCCGGCAGCGAAAAAGGUCACUUCAAGCAAGAAGCCCAAAACCGCUGCGGCAAAGAAGGCGGUGGUCAAGAAGACCACAAAGAAGGCCGCCAAAUCCACGACGCCCAAGAAGGCAGCUAAAAAGGCCACAAAGAGCCCUAAAAAGGCGGGAGCGGUAAAAAAGGCUCCCGUGGCAAAGAAGGCUGCAGCCAAGAAGAGUCCAGCCAAGAGGGUGGCCAAGCCUAAAACCGUCAAGAAGGCAGCACCCAAGAAGAAGUAGAUAUCUUAUCUUCUCACAAAACGGCUCUUUUAAGAGCCACCACCUAGUCCACUAUGAGCAAUGUUUUCCAAUAAGUACUUUAACUAGUAUCAAAUUUGUAAAUUCUACGAUGUAUAUUCCCUAAUAUUUGAUUAAUUUAAUUUUCAGGUUUAAUUGUUAGACGGCUACAUUACUUUUUACUUAUCAUUUACUUAUAUUUCCUAAUUUAAUUGUUAGAUGGCUACAUGACUUUUUACUUAUCACUUACUUAUAUUUCCUAAUUUAAUUGUUAGAUGGCUACAUGACUUUUUACUUAUCAUUUACUUAUAUUUCCUAAUUUAGUUGUUAGAUGGCUACAUGACUUUGCUUAUCAUUUACUUAUAUUUCCUAAUUUAAUUGUUAGACGGCUACAUGACUUUUUGCUUAUCAUUUAAUUUUAUUUCAUGAUUUAAUUGUUGGAUGGCUACAUGACUUUACUUAUCAUUUACUUUUAUUUCUUAAUUUAAUUGUUAGAUGGCUACAUGACUUUUUGCUUAUCAUUUACUUUUGUUUCGGAAUUUAAUUGUUAGAUGGCUACAUGACUUUUUGCUUAUUAUUUACUUUUAUUUCCUGAUUUGAUUUGACUGUCUUGAUUAUCCUUGUAUCAAUUUUCAUUAAUUCGUUUUUUGUAUUUUUAUGUGACGUUAUUACUUUGUAUUGAGAUGUGCUACACAUUUGUCUCACCAAAUAGCAACAUUAUAAAAAAAAAGUUUUCAGAAUACUUUGUUAAAAAACUCAAUUGUAUAACCAAUAAAGAACAUCACUAAACAAAUAUUUGUAUAGGUAAUUU
Molecule: messenger RNA, 1499 nt
Organism: Corythoichthys intestinalis (scribbled pipefish)
Lineage: Eukaryota; Metazoa; Chordata; Actinopteri; Syngnathiformes; Syngnathidae
Product: histone H1-like
Exons: 1
Coding region: 14-691 (225 amino acids)
Biological process (GO): chromosome condensation; nucleosome assembly; negative regulation of DNA recombination
Cellular component (GO): nucleosome; nucleus
Molecular function (GO): nucleosomal DNA binding; structural constituent of chromatin; double-stranded DNA binding
Source: RefSeq, a predicted model, not a curated record